This is a messenger RNA of Trichoderma harzianum CBS 226.95, 1180 nucleotides long. RefSeq lists its product as hypothetical. The record is from RefSeq and is a predicted model, not a curated record. Gene Ontology annotation, molecular function: transmembrane monodehydroascorbate reductase activity. The transcript is spliced from 2 exons. Bases 263 to 1024 code for a protein of 253 amino acids. NCBI's taxonomy places the organism in Eukaryota, Fungi, Ascomycota, Sordariomycetes, Hypocreales, Hypocreaceae.
AUCCGAACUGCCUUCAUCUCUCUUGAUUGCUGCUCAUUUUUCUCCUCUUCAUCCAUCAAUACCCUGUGAUCAGCCGGCAUAGCUCAAAGUAGCCAAGGGCAAAAGAAUACCAAUCAGACUUCCAGCUCCAGUUGCUGGAUCAUCACGGGACUUGUUUUCCGAAGCUUUGCAGCAGGACUGCGUCGGAGCUCUGUCCGCUAGCCUAUCAAAACUUUCCAUCCUUCAAUAUCAUUUAUUUGUUUUACAUUAUCAGAUCGACGUCAUGGCGAGCGCUACGGGCUUACCAGAACGAUUUCCCAACGGCUCCGAGGAGGGGCUGGCAGGCCGUGAGACUGAGCCGCUUCUUGGCCGCCCUGGAGAUGUUGCGCAAGAAGAGGGCAAAUCAACUCUCAAUAACCUGGUCCUAGGCACUGGCAUCAUCGCGCAGAUAGGCAUCUGGCUCCUCGUCGUGCUCGUCUGGGCUAGCGUCUUCACCAAGCCUCUCAUCCUCUUCUCGGGACACCCUCUUGCCCAAUCCUUCGCCGUGCUGGUGUUGGUACAGUCGGUUCUGUUCCUCCAGCCCACCCAUACAAGCGAUCAGAAGCGCCUCGGGCAGCGUGUCCACGGCCUGCUGAACCUUAUGGCAUUCCUCUCCCUCGUCGCUGGCGUUACCAUCAUCGAGUACAACAAGGAGAAGAGCCACAAUGCGCAUUUCCACUCGGCGCACGGCUAUCUCGGCGUCAUUACUUCCAUCGUGCUCCUGCUGCAAUACCUUGUCGGCUUCACCAUGUGGGCUACGCCGAAGCUGUAUGGAGGCGAGGACAACGCCAAGGCCAUCUGGAAGUACCACCGGUACAGCGGAUACUUUGUUUUGCUGCUUCUACUGGCUACCAUCAACAGUGCGACUCAGACCGACUAUAACAAGAACGUGUUGAAGGUGAAGCUCUGGGCUACCCUAAGUUUGUCGGCUCUUGUUGUUAUUGGGAUUUUCCCCCGGAUUCAAAAACAGAAGCUGGGCUUCAGCCGGCCGAGUGUGUCGCUUUGAGUUGGUCGAGAAGGUCCGGUCUGUAGUCCAGCCAGCUUGUUUGAAAAAGUGCUUCGUUAUCACCUGGUCAUUGCAAUGUAAUUGAGCCUCUCUUCUCUUUUCAGUUAUGUAGUUAUACCUACACAAUACAUUUGAUGCAAAUUGGCCAAGAUUCGU